AUGGCGCCGCAAAAGAUCAUCAUUGACACCGACCCCGGCGUCGACGACGUCAUGGCCAUGCUUUUGGCCCUGAGCGCCUCCCCCGAGGAGCUCGAGGUCGCCAUGCUAUCCGUCACGUACGGAAAUGUUCCUCUGCAGAGCUGCCUUCGCAACGUCGUCACCAUGUUUCACGUCUUGGAAAAGGAGUUGCAAUGGAGAAAAUCCACCGGUAGGGCCGAGGGAUUUGAGGCCAUGAAGAGGAGCAAGCCCAUUGUCGCCGUCGGACCUGAGCACUCUCUCGAGGACAACUGCUUGAUGGCCGAUUACUUUCACGGUCUGGAUGGCCUGCACAACGUCCACGAAGCGCAUCCUCACCUCUGCCCAGCCGACACUUGGAAAGCCCUCUUCCAAGCAGACGCGGCGGCCGAGGCGCACGCGCACUCGCCCUUCUUCACGCCGUCCAGAGAGCCCGCGCACGAGGAGAUUCUGCGGAUCCUCAGGGAGAACCCCGUCGACACCGUCUCCAUCUGCGCCGUAGGCCCCCUGACAAACGUCGCCCUCGCAGCCGCCGAGGACCCCGAAACCUUCCUCCGAGUCAAGGAGCUGGUCGUCAUGGGCGGGGCCGUCAACGUCGAGGGCAACAUCACCCCCGUCGCCGAGUUCAACUGCUACGCCGACACGGUUGCCGCCGCCCGCGUCUACGCGCUGACCUCGUACAACCCGGCAUCCACCAUGCCCCCGGCCCCCGAGGGCGAGUUCGCUCUGCGCGCGUACCCGGAGAAGCUCUCGCGCCAGCUGAGGCUGACCCUUGCCCCCCUCGACAUCACCACCCCCCACCUCAUCAAGAAGCAUUUCUUCGCCGAGCGCAUUCAGCCCUACAUCGACGCAGGCAGCCCCCUGGCCACGUGGACGUCGCACUUCAUCAAGGGAGCCUUGAGCCAGAUCGAGAAGAUGCGCGGCGACGGGAGCGAGCCCGGGCUCUCCCUGCACGACCCCCUCACGAUAUGGUACAUGCUGACCCACGACGACCCCAAGUGGAAGUUCCCCGCCAAGCUCGAGGACAUUCGCGUCGAAACCUCGGGCCAAUGGACCCGCGGCAUGCACGUCGUCGACAAGCGGCUCCGAAGCCGGCCCGCCGAGCUGGCGGCCCUGGCAUCCCCCGACCCCCGAGACGAUCCCAGCGUCGUCGACCAGGACGAAGCCCCGGGCGACACGCUCGGCUGGCUGAGCGUCCUCAAGGGCAACAGAGUCAAUCGUCUCAUCGGGUCCCCCGGCGAGGACAUCUUCAAGGAUGUUUGGAUGGAGCGCGUGUUUGCGUGA
This is a messenger RNA of Metarhizium album ARSEF 1941, 1299 nucleotides long. Its product is annotated as Inosine/uridine-preferring nucleoside hydrolase domain protein. Gene Ontology annotation, molecular function: purine nucleosidase activity. Lineage: Eukaryota; Fungi; Ascomycota; Sordariomycetes; Hypocreales; Clavicipitaceae. The record is from RefSeq and is a predicted model, not a curated record. The transcript is spliced from 4 exons. Gene Ontology annotation, biological process: purine nucleoside catabolic process. Bases 1 to 1299 code for a protein of 432 amino acids. Gene Ontology annotation, cellular component: cytosol.